Messenger RNA from Odontomachus brunneus, 2581 nucleotides. RefSeq lists its product as uncharacterized. Bases 1124 to 2401 code for a protein of 425 amino acids. Lineage: Eukaryota; Metazoa; Arthropoda; Insecta; Hymenoptera; Formicidae. The transcript is spliced from 3 exons. The record is from RefSeq and is a predicted model, not a curated record. Gene Ontology annotation, cellular component: extrinsic component of mitochondrial inner membrane.
UUCACCGUAUAUAAUUGAUUUAGCGAUUUUUUUUAUUUUUAAAAAGUUUUCUGGCGAUUAUGUUCACCGCGUCAAGAGAGAAAUCUAUUCACUAAAAAAAUUUUAUUUUAUCGUAACUAAAACAGCGCAAAAUUUGUUAGUUUCAUUUUCGAAGAGCGCAUAAAUAGCGCAUUAUUAUAUAUCGUCUGUGUUCAUUUUGUAUUAAGUAGGGGAGCCAGCUAGGCGGACAUCUUUAGUCCUUUGCGUCCACCCGAAAGAUCCAAAAAUGUCGCAAUUAGCGGCUGCUAAAUAAAUGAGAAAAUCAAAAGUAUUCGUACAGAAGUGGAUGCACCGAUACAAUGGUAAAAAAUGUCGAUGAUUUACUGGAACGUGGCUCAAUAGGCAAAUUUGGUCGAAAGUAUGCUGCGAAGAUGCCAGACAAUUAUCGACGCCAGUAGUGAUUGGACGCAUUAUUAAUAUAAUUGCAUCUUUGUUCUGAUUGAGUACAAUGCAUAUAUAUAUUUGAAAAUCUUGUUUAUUCAUUUUAUUUAUAAAUUAACUCGACCACGCUCUUACUUUACAGACUAUACAUACAAGUCAUCGAAUAUAAAUUUGCGGUAAAAUUAGUAUUUAGGUAAAAAUCCAAAUACCGCGUUGAUUGUUAUUAAUUACACAAAGGACUUACUAAAUGAGAGAGAAGAAUAAUAACAAGCGACAUGUAUACGUUACUCCGCCUCGAAAUCAGCUGUUUACUCAUCGUUGCUAAGAGACUCAAUUCCACCAAUGUUGAUCAAGCCUUAAGCCAUCUUUAAACUAAUUGAAACAAAGACUUAAAAUCAGAUCAAGGUCAAACGAUGUUUGUGGAAUCCAGCCUUAGGGAAUCAUAGAAUACAAAACUAAUAGAUCAUAGAAUAUAGAACUAAUAGAUUAUUCAAGAAUUUCAUUGUCAACUAUAUUCGUGACAUUGAAGGAGAUUUGCAAACAGUUUCUCAGUGUUCGCAAAACAUUCGCCAACUAUAUAUCUGCACUGUGUAAAGAGAAGUAAUUUACGCUUGCUCAAGUAUCAUAUUUCACACAAAAAUUAUUUCCAAAUUCAAAUUACAAAAAAGUAUCUAUUAUCUUCAAGCAAACAAAAUAUACUGGCAUGGAUUCGGACAUUAAUAUGGAUGUGCAAAAAUUGUGCACUGAUAGUUCUUGGAUGAACUGCAAUCAUAAUUAUAACAAUUUCUUCAAUCCAAACAUUUGCCACGUUUGUAAAAUAGAAAAAAGACCUCUAAUAAAUUGCACUAAUUGUCACAUGAUCACUUACUGCAGUAACAGUCAUAGAGAAGUACAUUUUAAACAACAUCAGCAAUUUUGCGCAUAUAUAACAGAAUAUUUAAAACAGAACGACAACAAGGGACGUCGUUCAGAAACAUCCGAAUGGAUUGAGUCAAGAAGAACAUUUUUGCGCGUAAUCACGCAACAGUUUCCACGUAGUCUGGAGCCGUACGAAAAGCAAAUGAUCAUUUUCGCAAGAAAGUGUUGUAUUUGUCAUCAACAGAUUAAAUUAACUCACUGUAGAAAAUGCUAUUCCGUCAACUACUGCGAAUCUCAUCGCCUAGAUUUUAAGCAAAAUCACAAUUUAAAAUGCAAGGAGUUGCGGUUAAGACUUAACCUAGAUAUCUUAUAUAUCAUACCUGUAGAAUUUCAACAAUUAAUUACAUUUCCUAAUGGAUCGGAACCUUUUGAAGACAUGAAUGAGUUUGUUUUCAAUUGUGUGCACUGUUCUUAUAGGAGUUUAGGUCAUAAACAAAUUAUUACAAAAUUCGCAUAUUUCUGUUCCGAUUACGUAUCAGGACCAUUCACGCUGUAUGAUAGUAUGAGAAAAUCGCAGUUAUUAGAUCUUCCAAAUAUGGUGGGACCUCAAUUUGUUAUUCACGUAAUUUCAGCAAACUCCAUUGAAAAUAAAUAUGUAAAGGCUUGGGAACUUCUCCAGCAUGUUUUAUGUCAGAUAAAGGAGCUAACAGUUGUACUGAUAGGAAAAGAAUUGAAAACUCGAAAUAUGAAUUUGGAAAGUUGUGAUAGCUGCAAGUGCCAAAAUCAGAAGGUUAAAGUUGUAUGUCGUCCUGGAUCUUACCCCGAGUACAGGACUGAUCCAACGUUUCAGCAACCAAAUGUGAUCAUAAUGUUUCAAGCACAUUUUAAUAAAACAACCUUAUGGCAAGAAGAUAGCUUAUUGACAUCACAUCGCAUGAAAUGUCCAUAUAUUCUGACAGCUGUGUCGCAAUCUAUAGCGGAAGAGAACAUAAAAAUCAUACGAAAGAUGCUAAAUAUAAAUCCUAAAUAUGAUGGACCAAACAAUUUUAAGUCUCUUUAUCCAUUCAGACAGUUGCACACUGAUUGUGUCGGUUAUCGUAAUUCGUAUGUAACUAUAUAUUGAAGUUCAUAUUCUCUAUAAAAACUAUUUUAAACAAUUUGAAGCUCUUUUAUGCAAUUUCGAUAUCACUCGUAUUAUUAUAAAAAAAACAAAAGAUACAUGGUCUUCAUGAAUUAUGAAUAUUUUUAUAUGAUUUAUUUUGUAUGAUUUAUGAAUGUUUCUAAUAAAGAUCUUAUUCAACUA